UUCUCUGUAAAAAGCGCACAGUGGGGUCACACCCACCACCCAACCCAAACCCUAUACAUUUCUUCAAAAAAACUUUCGAAAGUUUUUCAAAAAAAGUUCUUUCAUUUAAGAUCCCUACACAAUGGUCUCAUCGGACACAAAAUUGGCCAAUGUUGUAGGAGGAAAAGUGGCACGGGCGUGCGAUAAUUGUAUAAGAAAGCGUGCUCGGUGGUACUGUGCUGCCGAUGACGCUUUCUUAUGCCAAUCAUGUGAUGGUUUAGUUCAUGCAGCGAACCCUUUGGCUCGCCGUCAUGAAAGGGUUCGUCUAAAAAUAGCUUCUUUAAAGCUUUCAUCUUUAGACAAGCCUACAUCGCCACCGUGGCACCAAGGUUUCACCAAGAAACCUAGGACUCCACGUGGCGGAAACCACCAUAAGCAUGCAUCUCGACAAACUUCAAAGUCAGAUGAAAGUGGUGUGAGUUUCAAUCCGCUUCACUUAGUCCCGGAGAUUGGAAGUGACGACAUGACUACCGUGGCAUCCGAAGAGCAGCUUCUAUAUCAGGUUCCGGUGUUUGAUCUCUUUGCCGCGGAGCUUUGUCUUUCUGGGAAUUCAAAUGAGGCGGUGACACCCGUGAAGCAACCGGAGGUGACACUGUCACCUCCAGUGGACUCCGAUCAUCAUCGGGGGUCGAAAUUGACGUUCGAUUUGAAUAGUUUGAACGGGUUGGUACUUCCAUCCGACGUGGAGCUGGCCGAGUUUGCUGCUGACGUGGAAAACUUAUUAGGAAAAGGUCUUGAUGAGGAGGCGUUUGCUAUGGAUGGAUUAGGGUUGUUGGAUUGCAGAGAGAAAGAUUCUGGCAAAAGUAUGGAGAGAGUGAAGGUUGAAGAAGAUCAAAUGCAGUAUGAAAUGGUGGAGAGUGAGAUGGAGAUGAUGAGAGAGCCGUUUCAGUUGAGCUUUGAUUAUGAUUCUUCACCGUUAUGGGAGGAGAAAGAUGAGAAGGUGGCGGUGGACGGUGGUGGUGGUGGUUAUAUGGGUGUGGUGAAAGAAGAUGAAGAUGAUCAUGUUGUUGAUGUUAAGAAGAAAAAGAUAAUAUUGAAGCUAGAUUUUGAAGGGAUUAUGGCUGCUUGGGAUGAGGACAGAUCUCCCUGGACCACCGGUGGCCGGCCGGAGCUGGAUCCGGAUGAUUGUUGGCCGGAAUGCAUGGGUGGAUGUGGAAUUAUUCAUCAUCAUCCUCAUCAUCCUUAUGGAGCUAUGGGGCUGAUGACUGGAAAUCCGACGAUGUUAGAUGGAGGAAGAGAGGCAAGGGUGUCAAGAUAUCGAGAAAAGAGGCGAACAAGGUUGUUUUCGAAGAAAAUAAGGUAUGAGGUACGGAAAUUGAAUGCAGAGAAAAGGCCUAGAAUGAAAGGAAGAUUUGUAAAGAGGUCAUCUUCUUCAGGCUUUCCUUUGCUUAGCAAAUAAUUAACAAAUGACUUAUGUUGCUAACACAACAUCCAUCUUCAAAUUUUGUAAGCUAAUUAAGCUUUGUGCUUGAUUAGGUUUUCCUAAUUAAGAAUGUUCAUAAAAGUUUGAAUAAUGAAGAGAAGAAAAUAAUAGUAUGUGUUUUGCAAUUGAUCCAUGUGUUUUAAGGAUGAUGAGAUGUAAACUAUUUUUGAUCAUUAAUCAUACAUAUUGCAAUGGUGUCUAGGAGAUUGUUGAUGCA
Helianthus annuus (common sunflower) is the source of this 1679-nucleotide messenger RNA. RefSeq names its product zinc finger protein CONSTANS-LIKE 16. NCBI's taxonomy places the organism in Eukaryota, Viridiplantae, Streptophyta, Magnoliopsida, Asterales, Asteraceae. The coding region runs from base 122 to 1438 and encodes 438 amino acids. The record is from RefSeq and is a predicted model, not a curated record. Gene Ontology annotation, biological process: regulation of DNA-templated transcription. Gene Ontology annotation, cellular component: nucleus. The transcript has 3 exons. Gene Ontology annotation, molecular function: protein binding; zinc ion binding.